Messenger RNA from Parnassius mnemosyne (clouded apollo), 1383 nucleotides. NCBI's taxonomy places the organism in Eukaryota, Metazoa, Arthropoda, Insecta, Lepidoptera, Papilionidae. The record is from the annotation of a GenBank genome assembly.
AUGUUCUGGGGAAUGAGUCCUGCGCUAGAUUUGCAAGAGGAAUACCUUAAGGAUGGCGAUAAAAGUUCUUACGAGCUCAAUUUUUUGGUUAUCGGUGGUUGUGACGCACGGCACCUUAUCAAGACUCUGGCCCAAGCUUCCCGUCAUACGAGACGCUACAUGAAUUUAUUUGUGAUCGAUGGAUGUCCAGAACUCAUCGCCAGACAAGUACUCCUUAUGUCUUUGGCCUUGGAACGUACAACAAGAUGCGGGCUACUCGAAAAGACCAGGCGACUGCUGGAAGUGUACGGAAACCUCCUUUUAAGACCAACUACAUCCAGAUACGUCAUAGCCAAAGCGCGGCAACUAAUCGCAAUGAUUACGAACACUGAAUAUAUGAGCUGUCUUCUCCCAUGUAUAUCGGUAGACCAGAUGAAAUACCGUGAACGUGAUUACAUGGAGAAUCUCUUCAACUUCUGGACGACAGGCAACACAAAUCAGUUUAACGCUUGUGAAUUGUGGGAGCACCGUGUUAGAAACAGCCUUGGAUUAAGAUACGACACUAGAGCAGGCGUUUAUGAUUGGGACUAUCACAUGCGUCUGAAAGAAAUAGCCGGCCAGAUCUGUUACCAAGAGUAUAAGCAUUUUCGUGAGCAUGGUGUGGCGUUCACUUGGCUUGAAACUGAGGUGAGUCGUCCUAACGUGACGUUCUCAGCUGGAGUCUACAAGUGUGGGGAGAGAUAUCUGCAUCGAGGCUACCUUGGGGAUAUUAUCACGUCGCCUUAUAUAGCGUAUGGUCUAGACUGUGAGGAUAAAGACAUGCUGCAGUCAUCUCAUGGAGUAAAUUUUAAAAGAGCGACUGAUAUUUCGGAGCGAAAUGUCAUGCGUAUGCUUUACGAGCUUGAGAACCGUCAGAAGUUCGACGUUAAUAUGUUUAAUUUGGACAAUGACAAGAAUUUAGGAAUGGUAGUGAUGAGCGAGCUUGACGCAAGGAUCUCUGAACGUGGACCAGAGGCGCCAUUAGUUUUGCGGGAAGACAGAGAUACGUAUAUUAACGUGGAUUACGGGAAGGUUCAUUUUCUAUCAGUGUCUGCAUUGGAACAAUACCCUCACAAGCCACCAUUUCAGGGCCUCUUCCAUGGUAUUUUUGUUGGACAGAAUAUGCUUCCACGGAUUAAGCCGAGCGUUUGGUCGAUGGCACGGGAUGAUGCCAUCAUACUUAUGGAGUCUAGAAAGUACUUGGUGGAGCUAAAAAAAGACGAUGUCAAGGCUUUCGGUGAUCAGAUACAGCAAACAGCUGCUACGGCCCAGUGCGAAAAGAAAUGUUCCUUUGAUCCAGAAAAAGAUGACUUUGCCAAGUUUUUGAUGAGAAGAAAAAGUGAAAGUAUUGAUAUUUCUAAUUAA